CAAUGUUUAAAGUAUGGCAGGGAGUGAUCAUAAAGCCUCUUGGCCAAUAACUGGAAUAUGUAAAUUAACCUCUAGAUACAUGUGCAUCUGCCCAGCAACUAGAGAGACAAGGACGUUUAGGGAUUUAAAGCCAUAAUGUGUAAUGGGACAAAAGAUGUGGAGAAAAUGGGGAAUUAUGCUGAUGGAAAUACUGCUUCUACUCAUGUCUGGAGGUGUGACAGCCAAAACGUGUGGAGUCAUUUCCAUAGAAUCUCACACAGUCCAGCUUGGUUCCCCUCUCUUUGCAUCCUGUGCUGUUGGCAAACAAGUCUGCCCUGGUUUGAACCUGGAUGCCCAAGUGAUUUGGAAACUAGACCAAAAUAUCAUCCCAAGUAAAGAUCACGCUCAUGUUCAUCAAAAUAUGUCUUCAAUCUACUUCAGAAGUUUCAACAAGACUUCUGCAGCGCUCUCUUGCCACUUUCGAAUGGAUCAAGGAAUACAGCUAAUGGACAGAGUGGAAAUUAAUGCUGGCUAUCCUCCAGCUAAACCGACCAAUCUGACCUGCCACCUAAACCUCACAGAUGAAAGGCUAGUAUGCAGUUGGCAACUUGGGAGUAACCCCCUGAUAAAGACCAAUGCUACUCUCUCAAUUGCUGAGACAAAUAAAAACUGUACACCAUAUGAGGGAAAAAAAUACACUUGUGUGCCUCGACCUGGUGAGACAUCAUGCGCCAUACCUCGUACUCAAUACCAUCUCUACAAGAAACAUGCAGUAUGGAUUACAGCGCAAAAUGAGUUGGGACGUGUUAUCUCAUCCUAUCUCUUUCUCACACCAAUGAACUAUGUGAAGUUGGAUCCUCCAGUCAUAAAGGAAGCAGCACCACUCCUGUCUCACCCCGGCUGUGUCAGGAUUCAGACCAAAAAGUCAGAAACGGGGAGUUUUAUUGAACAGUGGUAUCAGUUGCGCUACAGAAAGGCAGAAGAGAACCAAUGGACAGAGACUAAACCCAUAAUGAAAGAUUCAGAUGAGUUGGAAUACUGCAACCUUUCCCCUGCUACAAGAUAUCAUUUCCAAAUCCGCUGCAUUCGAAUAUUUAUGAAAGGAUACUGGAGUGAGUGGGGAUCAGAUACAAGUUUGCUCACAUCUGAAUCAGCUCCUACUGGUAAAGUGAAGACCUGGUGGAGGGUUCUAGAAGCUACAGGCGAUGGCCCAACACAAAUACAGCUAUUGUGGAAGGCACUAAAGAAGGAAGAAGUCAACUCUGAAAACCCCUGGUACAUAGUGGGUAUCAGGUUAGAGCCAUACUGGAAUGGCAAUGUGGUGUGCAAUACAACCUUUCUCAACUGCAGUUUCCAUCUGCCACAUGGAGCAACUGGUGCUUAUCUAUGGGUUUAUAACACUGCUGGGCAUUCACCAAGAAUGGAAAUUGACUUUAGAGAUAGAAAAAUUCCAGGUAUGCCUGUCUCCUGGAUCCAUGUGUUACCCAAUAGUGAUAACAGCCUUGCUGUGGAGUGGAGGUUGCAAACCAUGGCUAAGAGCUAUGUGCUGGAGUGGAGAAAAAGCUCACAAAAUCUUGAAAGUGACUUCAAAUGGAAAACUGAACCAGAAGGAAGCAGCACCUCCAUCUUGCAAGAUAUUGAACCUUUUCAGCAGUACACUGUCUGGGUUUAUCCUGUUUAUGAAAAUCAAGUUGGUUCCCCAGUACAGGUUAAUGCCUAUUCCAGACAAGGAGUUCCAGAAAUUGCCCCCAAACUUACACUAAUAAGUGUCACAAAGUCAUCAGCCCAGCUGUCCUGGGAACCAGUCCCCUUGGAGAGACGCCAUGGAUUUAUAACAAACUACACCGUCUUCUGGACUGACAGUGAUAGAAGAACACUUUCUGUGACGCUGAACAGCAACUUGACAAGGUUUGUGAUCAGGAACCUGCAGCCUUUAGGAAUGUACAAUGUGCUUUUAAGCUGCUCAACAUCUGAAGGCAGUGUCAAUGGAUCAGUCCUCAUGAUUUAUACCACUCUCUUAGAUGAGAUGGAGAUCCACGUAUUAAUAAUGGUUCUGUGUAUGUCAUCUGUGAUGAUUGUUAUUGGAAGCUCCUUCAUUUGCCUGGGAAAACAUAAAGGAGUGAAGAAUAAGUUUUGGCAAGUUGUACCAGAUCCUGCAAACAGCAGCAUGGGGAAAUGGAGGCCAGUAUGUCAUGAGACCCCCAAGAUGUCACUUAACAUCAGAGAAAUGAUUACGAGUGAUCUCACAAUUCUGGAGGGGUGGCCUGAGAAGAAACCCCCAUCUACAGAUGUCACCAAAUGCACUCCUGUUUCAUUUGAACACAAACCACAAUGCAGUACAGAUGAUGCUGGGGUCCAGAGGCCCUAUAUCAAUGUUGCUGACACUGUGCAGUAUGCUAAGGUGAUAACAGGAUACUUUGGACAAAGUCCCACAUCAACUUCCCACUUACGGUCUAACUCCACACAACCUCUCCUUAGCAACACAUCUCCCAGCCCCCAAACCUAUGAGAAUAUGUGGUUUCACAGUAACAAUGAAGAAGAUAGCAUCUUUCUUAUUGAAGACGAGAACCUGAGCAACUUCCCUCUGUUGCAGGCACUGAAGAUCCAAGAGGAUGGAGAUAUCUUCAGUUUUUAGGAAUGAAGGAUCUAGCAGUUGCUUUUAGACUGAGAAAGCAUACCUGUAUACAAUGCUGGGUGUACACAUGUAAAUUUAUGUGAAAGGAGUACACAUGUACAUCAUACAGCACACAUUGAUAGCACUGAAGCAGGGAGGAGACUUUAACUGAGAAAAGGGCAUAUAAUGACUAAAUUUGACUUCUAGCCUUUACUACCAAACAUUCUGCAUUAAGAAUAUUGCCUUCUUAACAAAAAUGGCUAACUAUAAAGGAAACAUGGUAGUGCAAGAUACAAGGACUUUUUAAAAGGAAUUUUGAGCCUUUAGCCCUAGGUUUGGGUUUUACAUAACUGCUAUUGGCAAGAGAGCCUUAUGUGCCAUUUCAGUAGGUUGAUUAUUUUACUCAAACCACUGUUUUUCUAUAUUACAGUAUUAAAUCCACAUAAGGACUGCAAAUAGUAGUCCUGUCUUUUUCCAAUAACAGAAUAGCUAUAUAGGGACCUCAUCGGCUCCAAGCUCGUGAGCAAUGAUUUUUUUUAAAAAAUAUGGGCAGCAGUCAGUUUCUAGGUUAAGCAAACACAGCAAGACUUCCCCCAAUCAUGAAGACUAUAAAGAUGAAAAAAGCUGUUUUGUUUCAUUUUCCCCAAAUUGUUACUCUCAUUGCCAUUUCUCAGUAUAUCCUUUGAUCUAAAUUUCCUUCCUUAAAAAGCCUUGUGAACAGGUAUGGAAUUUAAUGCUCAGGAUAAUCCAAGGUAUUUAGAAAUUCCAUAAUAAAGCAGAAGGCGGGCACCUUUAUCCUCUGCCAGCUACUGCAGCAAUCGUAUGAUUGUCCAGGGAACGCCUUAUGCAACAUGCCUCUCCAAUAAGAGGCCUCUUAUAAGAGGCUGGCCUUAUGACAGUGGAGGGGCAGAGCAGAACCACCCCCCAUACCAGCAUGAAUUUUCAACAUCAAAAACUACCAAAAAUGUUGUAUUUUUUCAGGAAACAGAUUUUUCUGUUCCAUAAUAAGAUUUUAACAGAAAAAAUGUAGUGUGAGCACUGGGUGGGAGAACAAUCUGACCAACAGGGUCUGUGGCAUAACUAGGAAAUGUGGGCAAUAAGUGGGACCGAUCUCUCUCUCUAGGCCACCAAAACUGUUUGAAAGGAGACCAGAUUUGUUAAGAUAUUUUAAACAACAAAUCAGUCUGAAUCCCAUAGAGUUCUCGCCACUUCUGGAUCUGCUACUACUAUUGCUAUGCCCCACAUAUGGAUAGGGUAUUUUGGUGUGGUAAUGUAGGCAUAUGUAGACAUGGUGGGGAACCUCAAACCCAUACUUUGUCCUCCAUACAAUCCCUACUGAGAUUUCAUGUUCUUCUGGGUCCAUAAGUUUCACCUACUACCUCUUUAUGCUUCAGCCCUUCUGUUCCCUUUCCUGGAAAGUUCUGUCCCUCUCUAGAUUUCAUUCAAAUUGUAAUCGUAUUCCCACAGUUUAGGGCUAUGCAACAGGACCUCAUGUGAAGCUUGGCAUUGCAAUCCCUAAUUGUGUGUCCCAUUAGAUGUCACAUUUGUUCAACCCCUUCAAAAGAUUUACAGUAUAUACACAUGCAUACAGUAUACAGACCUAUUGAUACACUCGAUCAUUAGGCCUAGCAACUUUGUCUAUACCAUUUCAGGUUUAUUUAUAAAAUAGUUCUACCUCACAUACUGUAUGUUCUAAACCUUUCUUCAGUCUCUCCUCUUUUUCCAGUAUACGCUACCCCUUCUAAAUGUGAAAAUUAUUUUAAUCCCAGGUGUUACAUAGUAACAUAGUUAAAUUGGGUUGAAAAAAGACAAAGUCCAUCAAGUUGAACCCCUCCAAAUGAAAACCCAGC
Molecule: messenger RNA, 4443 nt
Organism: Xenopus laevis (African clawed frog)
Lineage: Eukaryota; Metazoa; Chordata; Amphibia; Anura; Pipidae
Product: granulocyte colony-stimulating factor receptor
Exons: 16
Coding region: 143-2614 (823 amino acids)
Source: RefSeq, a predicted model, not a curated record